Molecule: messenger RNA, 1489 nt
Organism: Etheostoma spectabile (orangethroat darter)
Lineage: Eukaryota; Metazoa; Chordata; Actinopteri; Perciformes; Percidae
Product: fumarylacetoacetase-like
Exons: 12
Biological process (GO): L-tyrosine catabolic process; L-phenylalanine catabolic process; homogentisate catabolic process
Molecular function (GO): fumarylacetoacetase activity
Source: RefSeq, a predicted model, not a curated record
UCACAUUAGAAUUGUUAUUUGUGUCUCCCUACAAGCCCACAUUGAAUGAUUUCAUGGCUCUUGGUUAUGAGGCCUGGAGGGAGGCCAGGAGGACCUUGCAGGGCUUGCUGUCAGCCAAUGAGAGCAUAAUGAGAGAUGAUGUCAGCCUUCGGAGCAGAGCAUUUGUCCCCCAGAGUUCAGCCAUCAUGCACCUUCCUGCAGACAUUGGCGAUUACACCGACUUCUACUCGUCCAAAGAUCACGCCACCAACGUUGGCAUCAUGUUCCGGGGAAAGGAGAAUGCUCUGAUGCCAAACUGGUUGAGGCUUCCAGUGGGAUACCAUGGUAGAGCAUCAUCAGUGGUUGUUUCUGGGACCCCAUCCGUCGCCCCUCGGCCAGAUGAGACCUGACCAGAUGUUGGCCCGUCUAAACAGUUGGACAUCGAGCUGGAGAUGGCCUUCUUUGUUGGAGGAGGUAAUCAGCUCGGGGAGCCUAUUCCCAUCCAGAAAGCCCAUGAACACAUCUUUGGCAUGGUACUCAUGAAUGACUGGAGCGCCAGGGACAUCCAGGCGUGGGAGUAUGUUCCUCUUGGUCCUUUCCUGGGGAAGAACUUCGGGACAACCAUCUCACCCUGGGUCAUCCCAAUGGAGGCACUGUUACCCUUUGCAGAGCCCAACUCCAUUCAGGAUCCAGAGCCCCUCCCCUACCUGCAACACCCUGAUGCUUUCACUUUCAACAUUAACCUGUUUGUGUCACUCAAAGGAAAGGGCAUGGCAGAGGCAGCAACCAUCAGCAGGUCCAACUUCAAGUACAUGUACUGGACCAUGAAGCAGCAGCUCGCCCAUCACACAGUCAACGGUUGCAACGUCAGACCUGGAGACCUGCUGGCUUCUGGUACCAUCAGUGGACCUGAUCCAGAGAGUUUUGGCUCCAUGCUGGAGCUGUCAUGGAGGGGAUCUAAGAACAUCGAUCUGGGAGGAGGAGAAACCAGAACCUUCCUGAAGGAUGGAGAUGAAGUCACCAUCACAGGUUACUGUCAAGGAGAUGGCUACAGGGUGGGCUUUGGACCCUGCAUGGGAACCGUUCUCCCGGCCCUGCAGCACUGAAACACGCUUACUGUUAUUUAGGAGGGAAUCCUUCUGUGGAGCAUAAAUACCGGAAGACACACACGUACACGCCUAGAGUAUCUCACCCUGCUUUGAUGUUCACUGGAGACAACUACAACCAAAAGCACACACUAUUCCUCUUACUCACACACACACACACACACACACACACACACACACGCACACGCACACGCACAUGCACACACACACACAAACUUUCACAAAUGUUUCUAGCUUUACUUAAUAAUUGAUGAACUUUACACCAUAGUCUCAGAAGAGUUGUACAGUGACAGUGAAAUAUUCUGCAGCAUCAUCCAGUCACAGUGUUACUGCUAUACCAGGAUCAGUGUUAUUGAUGUUUUAUAUGUGUUGGUUCCUGAUUUAUGAUGAAAAUCCUCCAAUUU